Hippoglossus stenolepis (Pacific halibut) is the source of this 4848-nucleotide messenger RNA. RefSeq names its product coiled-coil domain containing 102A (gene ccdc102a). NCBI's taxonomy places the organism in Eukaryota, Metazoa, Chordata, Actinopteri, Pleuronectiformes, Pleuronectidae. The record is from RefSeq and is a predicted model, not a curated record. The transcript has 10 exons. Gene Ontology annotation, cellular component: myosin complex. Bases 478 to 2331 code for a protein of 617 amino acids.
CUUAUUUUUCUUAUAAUAGCUUUAUGUGUGGGACAGAAUGUCAUUAAUGACUGAGAGAUGUUUCCACCAUGAAAACGACUCAGUUCUGGGUAUGUGCACUGCUAGUCUUUGUGUCUGGUCUUUGUGUGGCCUGUGUAUAUCCACCAGACCUUUUGUUUGUCUGUCUUCCUGUGUGGAAUAUCAACAUCCUCUCAUGCUUCACCCCACCCAGUGAAACCAAAGUAGCCAAAUCUCUCUACUACCUCUGUCUGCUGCAACAACCUCUCUGUCUCAUUACUAAUCUCUGUCCUUUCAAACUGUGUCUUUUAUGUCUGUGGAAGACAGUCUGUGCAUUUCUCUUACUGUGAAGCAGAUUAGCCUCCUCAGGACUGAAUCACCGUGGUUGACUGAAGAGGAUGAGGAUGUUCUGCUGAACCCACCCAACACUCACAACCCUUCAUUCUCCUCACUGCCCUCAUUCUCACCACUGCCUUCAUCAUGAACCACACUCCCAGCCCACACCUCUCAGAAGGUGGUAGGUCGGCUGGAGGCGGGCUGCUAUGUAGCCUGGGUCUGGGAUCCGACAGGGGGAUCCGCUCCCCGGAUAGCCUAACCCACACCCCCAGUCCCACAGGGGAAACCCCUAGCUCCAGUCCCCCGCUGCUGCUGUCACCCGGGCUCGGAGGCCUCGGGCUGGGAUCCCUCUGCGCAAUGGGUGAAGGAGCUGGGGCCGACUGGGAGAGCAGGGAGGAGCUGCGGCUCAGGGAGUUGGAGGAGGCUCGGGCCCGUGCGGCACAGAUGGAGAAGACCAUGAGAUGGUGGUCGGACUGCACUGCCAACUGGAGAGAGAAGUGGAGCAAGGUUCGUGCAGAGCGUAACCGAGCACGUGACGAGGUUCGUCAGCUGAGACAGCGGCUGGACACUCUCACCAAAGAGUUGACCAGUGUUCGGCGGGAGAGGCAGGAACUGGCCUCUGAGAAUGAAGCGUUACGGCAGCAGACACUGCAUCUCCGUGGCGACCACACAGCUCCUCCCCCAACCGCCACCUCGCCUUCUUGCUCCCCUGCACACCCCUGUGGUGCUUCCUCCUCCUCAUCUCCAUCCAUUCCUCCCUCCUCCCCUGCUUCCUCGUCCUCUCAGGUUCACGAUGACAGCAAGCUGGACAGGAUGGGGGAGGCCCCCCCAGGGUAUCCAGAGCCAGAACCAGUAAGGGACGUGGACUUGGACAGAGAUAAGCUUGGUCAGCAACAGGAUUUGGAGCUGCUAGAUUCUGUUCUGCGUUCCAGGACCCCAGGCACUGACAGUCAGGAGGCCUGGGACAGUCGUGGUGGUGGUGGUGGCAGCGGCGGUGUUAAUGCCGCCAGCUCGCGUUUAUCCUGCGGUAUGAGCCGGCAGGAGCGCAGCAGGCAGCUGUGGGAGGACAUGAGCACAGUGGAGGAAGACUCCAGCAAACUCAACGCACUUCAGCUUCGCCUGGAUGAGUCCCAGAAAGUCCUGCUGAAAGAAAGAGAAGACAAACUUGCCCUGAGUAAGAGCAUUGAGAGGCUGGAGGCUGAACUCAGUCAGUGGAAACUUAAAUAUGAGGAGCUCAGCAAGAACAAGCAGGAGGCCCUCAAACAGUUGAAUCUGCUGAAGGAAAUACACCAGGAUGAACUUGGCCGCAUAUCUGAAGACCUGGAGGACGAGCUGGGCGCUAGGACCAGUAUGGACAAGAAACUAGCUGACCUACGAGCUGAGAUGGAGAGGCUGCAGGUGGAGAACGCUGCAGAGUGGGGGCGCAGGGAGUGUUUGGAAACCGCGAAACUGGCCUUGGAGAGGGACAACAAGAAGCUGCGGGCUCAAGCUGAAGACCUAGAGGAGCAACUGGCCAAGAAACGCCGACAGGCCGCUUCCGCACUCGACACAGACCUGAAGGCCAUCCAGAGCGAGCUGUUCGAAAGAAACAAGGAGCUGGCCGACCUUCGCCACAUUCAUGCUAAGCUGAAGAAGCAGUUCCAAGAGAAGACGGCGGAGCUCGUCCAUGCCAACCGGAGAGUCGAGAGUCAUGAGACAGAAGUCAAAAAGCUACGUCUGAGGGUGGAGGAGCUUAAGAAAGAGUUAGGACAAGCUGAGGAUGAGUUGGAUGAGUCUCAUAACCAGACCAGGAAGCUGCAGAGGUCUCUGGAUGAGCAGGUGGAGCAGACUGAGAACCUGCAGGUACAAUUGGAACACUUACAGUCAAGACUGCGGCGGCAGCAGCAAAGUCCUGGACUCUUUGGGAAGAUGCGAUCGGCUCGGUUCACUCCUGAAAACCAAGACAGUCCCACCAGCGAUAUGGAUGAGGAGGAGGGGGAACAGCUCCAGAUCCCAUGACACAGACACACACACACACACACACACACACACACACACACACACACACACACACACACACACACACAUACUGUGAUCCAUCAUAUACUGUUGAGGUAUUGUUACUCCGGAAGAAAAACUUUUUAUACUCAAAAAUUGCUAAUUGUUUUACAACUGGAAGGAGCUCAGCCGGUGAGUGUUUAAAGGACCAAUCCAGUAUUUUUAAACAUUUCACUCAGUGUCAGAUCAAAUGAUCAGUAUUAAGUGAUUUUGUCAACUGGUUACUGGACAGGAUAAUGAUCACAAAUCUGUGAGUUAUUAAAAGACCAAACAAAAAAACAAUGAAGCUUUACAGAUGAAUAAGUUUCCACACAGUAGCAGUAAAACAUACCUUACCCUUACAAAUAACUAAUACUAAGACUCACACAUGCUUGGACAUCUAUGGGGUGAUUAUUUUGUUAAAGCUAUUUACAGCUAUGAGAGUAGAGAAUUGUAUCCGUACCUAAUAUAACUAUCUCAAUCAAUGUAUGUGUAAUCAGAUUUUUUUCCACAUUUACAAAUGUGAUUACGCUCUUGUUUUCUGAAUACACAUUUCAAGAUUCCUGUACAAAUUCACAGAUGUCAAUGGACACUUGAGAUUCCUUUACAUGUUUACAUAUCUGAUUCCACACGUUUUAUGAAUGUGUACAGGAUUCUGCAGACAUAUUCAGAAUAAAGUGUGAAAUCAGUGAUGUGGUAAUGUGAACAGAAACUAAACUAGAUAAAUCUAAUUACACACAUGGAUUGAGAUAUAGUAACACUACACUCCACUCACAUGGCUGUAUAGCUUUACUGCUAAAAUGUCUCAUAUACAUUAUUAGACAAACACCAGGAGAAAACCCACCAGGAUUGCGACAGAGAUUAUGAGGACGUCUGAACAGUUACAUCCAAUAAGAGGAUCUUUCUUUAAGUGACUUGACAAACAUCCAACAAACCGCACACAUCAUAGUGUUAACAGUCAUUCUUACUUCGUAUAUCAAAAACAUUACUGCUGUUUAACCUGCACAGGCCCCACAUCUCCAUCACCAAUAUAAACACUUUUAACAGAGCAGUUCUAUAUAUAUAUAUAUAUAUAUGUAUAUAUAUAUGUAUAUAUAUAUAUAUGUAUGUAUAUAUGUAUAUAUAUAUAUGUAUAUAUAUGUCACCUGAUAUGUCAUUUUAAAUAGACCUUACUAAAUCGGUUCCCAUUUUUAACCACUAUUUGUAAAUGUGAGGAUUUUUCUUUUUCUGAUGUAUUUUAAGUUCCCAGCCGAGCACACUACACAACUUUUAGCCUCAUUUUAGCUGCGACUUGGAUGGAAUUACGACCUCAGGAUGUAUCUGUCACCUAUCAGACUCCCCUCAAACACCUGUUUAGACGACAUGUUAGACAGCAGUCACUUCUACACAGUUCCAAGCUGCUGCUCUGCUCUGAUGAAAUCCGGAUUUAAUAACCACAACCUCAUCUGACCGAAAUCACAGACGGAUAAAUUAAAGACCACAGCUUCAUCUAUAUUACUUACAAAAUAAACCGUCAGAGAGGAGCUUCGAAGCUCAUUCACGUCUAUGUCAGCUGCCAUGUGGUCAGUAGAAAGAGAUGCAUAGAGAAGGUAAGGCAAUCCUCCAGCUUGUGGGUCAGUACUGAUGGCUUUGUCCAGUCACUACAUUUUUAGCUCAGUGCUUUAAAAAAACGUCACUUGAGGAGUUUGAAAAGUUGGACAAUCUUGUGACAAAGGUGCUAAGUUGGCAAAAGUGCCUGUAAAGUUCUGAUAAUGUAAUAUAAACUGUUAUGCACCUAUUCAUUUUGAAAGAGCAGGGAAACUCCGACUAGCCAACCAAUUGUGUCACUUCAACACUGAGGCAGUCAGUCACAGAUGCUCGCCUUUCCGAGACUGUCCUCACUGUUGUGAUCCACAUCCUGAUCUACACUUUACACACCAGUAUUCCAGACGGCAAGACUAGUUAUACAUCCAGAGUUCAGUUGUUCUCUUCUGAAUUGGGAUGUGCAGGGAUGAUGCUUUAUGCACUGUUUAAAUGCUGAUAUUUAGUAUUUUACAAUAUUUAAAUUUUCCUGGAGAAAAAAAACCCUCAAUCCCAAAUAUUUGUGUCCAUUUAAUCCCUCAGGAUCAGUCUGGGUGUGAAAGCCUCCUGGGCAGCAUUUAGAGCAUUAUGGGAUAAUGAAACACACUAAAGCCCAGGCUCUCUCAUGACGAGCCACAUAUUCAACAGUAGGAGGAUUUUUGGAUUCACUGGGUGCUGGACUGAGGUGGUAAUGAUGCUGGGGUAAAUCUCCUGUGUGUGAAAGAGCUCCAGUGGAUGGAUGCAGUUGUAAAAUCAACAGAACAUUCAUAAAUCCUCCACCACCACCAUUCAACAGCCACUCUCUGAUGCUGGAGAGAGACCGAGAUAUUCUGUAGGAUUCUGAACUAUUUAUGUUGUUAUGGUUUAGUUUUAUAAAUGAUCUGUACCACAGUGGUUUUGUAUUAGCUCUAUAAAUGUCAACUGUAAAUACAAAGAAAA